This is a messenger RNA of Rotaria sordida, 2337 nucleotides long. NCBI's taxonomy places the organism in Eukaryota, Metazoa, Rotifera, Eurotatoria, Philodinida, Philodinidae. The record is from the annotation of a GenBank genome assembly.
AUGGCCCAACAAGCAGAUCAAAUUGCAAAUGGAACUGUUAUCGGUGGUUCAUUCACACAUGGUAUCGGUGGUCAAAUUUUAGGUGUUUCCACUCUUAAUAAUACACUCAAUUCAAAUCUAACAACUGCAGCUUUUCUCUCUAAUGAAUCAUUAGUUAAUGUCACAUCUCUUAAUAUACUGAUCAUUGAUAUGCCUACUACAUAUGAAAAUAUAGAUAAUUCGAGGGAUAGACACCUUGCAUCAUCAGUCAUUGUGAUGGCUGUGAAAAGAAAUAGUUCUGUAUCAAAUCCAAUGAAUAUUUUACUAUAUUUUCAAGUUCUAAAUGAAUAUGUGCCAACUGUUACUUCAAGAUAUUUAUGCACCUAUUAUGAUAUAAAUGGUUCGAAAUGGAAUGAAUCCGGUUGUACUACACCUCAGUAUAAUACUUUAUUUAAUCGUUAUGAAUGUAGUUGUAAUCAUUUGUCUACUUUUGCUCUGGUUUGGUCACCAUAUUUCGUUUCAUGUAAUAGUUCUAUUGAAGUACAAUUGCCCAAUGGUACUUGUAUUUCCAAAUCGGAUGGUCAAAUAUUGACAGUUAACAUAUUGCGUAGUAAUACUGCAAAUUCGACUGUUAUUGCUAAUGCUCUUUCAUUAUAUAUAAGUUCAAUUACGAAUUCGAAUACAACAUUAAAUUCAACAUAUACACUCACUGCAAAUGAGAUUGAUACCUAUCUUAGCAAUAUAAGCAAUGUAAAUUUAACAAUAAACACUAAUGAUUCAUUUCUUAUGGCACAACAACCGAAUCAAGGAGGUAAUAUAAUUGUUUUAGGUGCUUCAUUUAAUCGUGGUAUUGGUGGUCAAGUUGUCAGUACUUCAAAUGUAGAUAAUGUGACCAACUCAUUUUCAUCUGCAGCAGCUAUCAUUAGCAAUCAAUCUUUAACUGGUGUUACAUCUCUGAAUAUGCUCAUUAUUAAUAAACCUACUACAUAUGAAAAAUUAGAUAAUUCAACUAAUAAAAUGCUUGCAUCAUCAGUGAUUGUUGUGGCUGUGCGAAGAAAUAGUUCUUUAUCAACACCAAUUACUAUUUCUCUUUAUUUUCAAAUUUUACCUGAAUAUCAACCAAAUGGUAGUGCCGAAUAUCUUUGUUCAUUUUAUGAUACAACUAAUUCAAAAUGGAAUGAAUCUGGUUGUACUAUACCUCAAUAUAAUGUUCGAUUUAAUCGAUAUGAAUGUAAUUGUAAUCAUUUAACUUCGUUUGCUCUUAUUUGGUUACCCAGAAUACUACUUACAUCCAAUCUUGAUGCACAAGAUAUUGGAUCACUUGUUUGUCUAUCAAUAUCAAUUAUAUGCUUUUUAAUUAUUAUUAUUCAUGCUAGUAUUAUACGAAUUCAUAGUCCAAUUAUGGGUUUUCAAGCAUAUGAUUUAUUUCCUUUAAUAUCUUCUGCAAGUACAACAAUUCUAUUUAUUUUUUAUAUAGCUAUGGGAAUGACAGUUUAUACAAGAACAUCGUCUAUAAAUGAAAAUCAAUGUUUUUUAAGUUCAAGUGUAUUAAUGUUUUUCACUUAUUUCUUUUUAAUUUUUAUGUUUUGUGCUAAGACUAGUGUUGGAUACUUUAAUUAUCUUCGUUUUGUUCAUUUAUUUCCACAACCAUCACUUCGAAAACUAUUUAUUAUGCUUGGUGUAUCAUUUUUGAUUUCGAUUACAUGGGUUGCUUUUGCAGCUGGAUUUAAUUCAAAUUCAUCAUUUCAAAUUACUCAAUUAUAUCCAUAUAAACUUUGUUGGUUUACACGUCGAGUUAUUUAUUAUUUUCUGACAAUACCUGUUUGUCUAUUUCUUUUAAUCAAUAUAUUUAUAUUUAUUCGUGUAAGUCAACGUAUAAUAAAUCAUGUUCGACAUGCAACAUCACCACAUCAAACAUAUGAACGAAUGAAACGAUGUGUACUUAUUUUACUUUCAUCAUGUGCAACUCAAGGUAUUGGUUGGCUUUUUGGUCCAUUUUUAACAAUUGCUAGUCCAGAAGCUGGAUAUGUUUUGGCAUGGUUUUUUAUUAUUUGUAAUGGAUUAGAAGGUUUAUGGUCUAUACUUUUAUAUAUAAUAAUUCGAUCAAAACAUAUGGAUGAACAAAGACGUUCUAUAGCUGUAAAAGAAUUUAGUAAGACAAAAACUACAAAAUUAGAUAAAUCUAAAACAUCAUCUAUUAAAAAUAAUCAAGAUGGAAAUGAUAUUGAAACACGAGAAACUGAAAUUAAACAUCGAAAUAUACAAAAAGAAGAAACAAGUUUAUUCGAUGAUUCUUAUGAUUUAAAAGAUGUUAAUCGGCCUAUUGGUGAUAAUGAUGACGAUGAUAUUAGAUUAUAG